Molecule: messenger RNA, 834 nt
Organism: Fulvia fulva
Lineage: Eukaryota; Fungi; Ascomycota; Dothideomycetes; Mycosphaerellales; Mycosphaerellaceae
Exons: 1
Coding region: 1-834 (277 amino acids)
Molecular function (GO): protein binding
Source: RefSeq, a predicted model, not a curated record
AUGGCCAACGCAGCCUCGAACAAAGCCGCUGAGAAUGUCUGGCAGGUCGCAGAACUUCUCGAGGAAAUUCUCCUUCGUCUACCGCUCCACGACCUCCUGGUUAGCCAGCGAGUCUGCCGCACCUGGCACACCGGCACGUCUUCCAUCCUCGAAGCACUCUUCCUACAGCCAAGGCCAGGCAGAUGCACGUAUCGCAGCACGGGCCGCAACCCUGGCUGGAAGAACCUCGACGGCGAUGCGGUCUCACCUGUCUACAACCCAUUCAUCAGCAAGGACUUCGUCUUCAUCCCCGACUUAGAUGCCGACGAAAUGCUGGCAGCCCUCCCAUACGGUGGCGAGAUCAUCCACUACGGCCUGGUGGCUCCAGACCCUUUCAUCAAGAAGCACCAGCAGCUAUACCAGCAAGUCAACUUCCUCGGCAUGGGUGCCAGUUGGCGCAACAUGCUUGUGAUGCAGCCACCAGCGACUCAGAUCGAGUUCGACUGCGACAACCACUGGUAUGAGGUCACGGGCAACAUUUCCACUACCAUCAGCAAUCCAAACGGUGUCACCUGGGGCGACUUGGUCGAUGCUUAUCGUGCACAUUGGAUGCAGUGUCUCAACUGCCCGAUAUGGGGUACGCCAGAGCUGGAUGGGCCAGCGCGGUGGCCGGUCAAUGGUGGAAGAGAGCUGAGGGUGAUGGAUAUAGGUACCGGCAUGGACUCGUUGAACAGGAUCAAGGAUAUGGGCAUCGAUGUAGCGGCGGAGGCUAGGAGUAAAGAUGAGGAUGAGGACCCAGAGGAAGACGAAGAGAGCGAAGACGACGACGAGCUUGAUGGGGAUGAUACUGAGUAA